Molecule: messenger RNA, 8115 nt
Organism: Chara braunii
Lineage: Eukaryota; Viridiplantae; Streptophyta; Charophyceae; Charales; Characeae
Source: the annotation of a GenBank genome assembly
GGUCGCGCAUCUUUUUCACGAUUGCCCGAGAGAGAUCCCCUCCAUUUUACCAGACUUUUCAGACCAUCGAUUAUUUUUUCUACUUGUUUUUUUUUUUUUGCCUUCAUGUCAUGUUUUGGGAGAAAGAGAAGGCCGGUUUCGGCGGUUUGGAAAUGGCAUUGCUAACUUCCGACGCGUCCGAUGCACUGACACGUUUUUGGCAGGUCCCAGCUCUGACGUUUACAGGGAAGAUCCGGCACCCGUGCUACAGCUCGCAAGCCCAAGAGGACAAGCUGUUUGUAGAAGUCGUUACGCGGACAGUUCUGAAGACGAAGUCCUUGAGGAGCCUUAAAGUCACUCAAUCGCCCGGAAUCUUCGGCUCGGAGGUUCUGGAUCGGAUCUUAUCUCAUGCAGGUCCCUGGCUAGAGGAGUUGAGCCUGGAAGUGGGUACAAGCGCUGGCGAAAUUGCCAUCUUGUCCUUGGAGGUCCUCCUGAGGAGAUGUCAGUCCCUCCGAAAACUCUACGUAUCGAUUCAAGAUCUGUAUAUUCAGGGCAUCUCGGUCAGCGAGGAUGUGACUCGGAUUGCGCUUGUGAGCAAUCGCAUAGAUGAGGAGAAGUGGGAGGAGUACACAAGCUCAGAAUCUUUGCUCAGUUUGCGAGGGGGGGGUAGUGCAAUGUGUAAAAGCCUGCGUCAUCUGGAGGUCUGGGGAAUGCUAUCCGGCUUCACUGGCUUGGGAGGUACGCAGCUGGUGGUUGCAGAGCCUCUCCCUUGUUUUCACGUCUUGCUCUCACUGUUCCCGAAUCUGGAAACACUUGCGAUUGGCCUUCAGGAUGGCACCGCCGAGAAUGCGUCGAUAGAAAUCACAUCCUUACCGAAGCUCAGAGAGUUGACGGUGUCGGCAGCGACUAUGACGCCGCAAGGAGCGUCGUUUGCCUUCAUCGACUCGUUGAUUGUGGAUGCGCCGUGGUUGUCGACAAUCGACGUCAACGGUGUGCGCUUCGUCUCGAUCAAAGGUAAGGUGGACAUAGAUUCGUUAAAAGUCGCAGCUAUUUGUCACUGCAACAGCAGGCUCCCGAGCCCCAACUUCGAUGGCGGUCCUGAUAUUCAACUUGACGAAGCGGUGAAGAUCCGCUCCCUUGUUCUAUUCCGGACGACCAGCAAUUGGUUAUCGCAGCAUGAUCUUCCAUCCGGAUGGACGUGGUGGAGGCUGAAGUCGAUACUGAAUGAGACGUUGCCUGCGGGGCUCAAGGACCUUGUGCUGAAGGAUCUUCCCAUAUGUGCUAUCACCCCAGCGCAAUUGUCCGUCCCUUGCAACAGAGUUAUUGACACGCUGCUUGCCGAUACGAACUUUGCAGGAGCAAGUUUUGCGGAGUCGACCCUCAAUUUUGCUUCUUUGUCGGCGAGCGAUCUUGCCGCGUGUAGCUGUUUCCAGCAUUUGCAUCAUUUGGAGAUUCACGGGUUCUCGCUAAUCAGCUUUGUGAUGCGACCAGACCUUAUGUCGGAAUCAGGCGCACGAGGCUCCAACAGCAGCGCCAGGUCAGAUGGGCGUGCCGGUGUGCUGCAUGCGCCAAAGCUGCAAACGGUGGUGUUGCAAAUAGAAGGGGAGGCAAUGCGAUGGGUUACACCACGCAUUUGGCCAUUGCUCAACGCGUUUUUGGCUGGAUGCCCGAAGCUUGAGGAGCUCAUGGUGAGAGUGGACCGCUUCAGGCCGUUCAGGGGGGUUGACGAAAGCUACAGUGCUCUGGACAAGGGCGUAAGGGAGCUGGCGAAAAAGUAUGGUGAGAACGUAAUGAAACUCUCCGUUGAUUUCAUGAUGAAGAAUGGACAGAUAUACUACGACGAUGAAGACGAGGACAGAUGGCACGAUGAAGACUUCUACGAAACGGUGGAUUACGAUGGGAUCAUGCCGGAAACUGAUGGGACGACAGAUGUCGAUGACUACGAAGCUGCGGACGCAUAUCAAGUAGCAGAUGUAGGCGAGGGAAUUGGGGCCAUUGAUGUAGGUGAGGGAAGUCGGGUCAAUGAUGAUGGAAAUGACAAUGACGAUGGCGAUGAUGAUGACGACGACGAUGCUGACGAAGACUUUCUUACGGGUACCUGUUAUGGCCUGACCCGAGAUGCGGCCAGUGCAGAUGACCACAUUGGGAUUCCAGAAGACGUGGACGUAACCGAACAAGCGAGUGUUUAUUCGCCAAGAUCCCCCAUAUAUGAUUACGAGGAUGAUGAUGGUGACGAAGACUUUCUUACGGUUAACUGUGAUGAUGGCGUGAUGUACUCGGAUGCUGCCAGUGCAGAUGAUCACAGUGAAAUUGAGGAUUUGGAUGCAACCGAACAAGUGAGCGAGUAUAUGUCACCGGCGCCCAGAUACUUGUUUGAUGGUCAUCGAUGUGUGAGCUCGAGGAGUCUUGCGACCACAUUCGUUGAAUCUGAUUCCCAAGAUGACAUGUAUGAAGACUACAGCAUUGGACAUGGUUCAGAUGUCCUCCUUGGGAACUGUGGAUCAUCUGAUGCGCUGUCGUGUUUGGGAAGCGGUAGCAGACAGGGACAGCUUGCCCAUCGGGACGGAGACCUGGAUGGGUAUGUUCGCACGGAGGAAGAGAGGGAUCUUGUAGAGGAUAGCGACUACGAGAUCUUCGAGGACUUCGAUGCUGUGGACGAGCUCGUCGUCCCGCAAAUGAGCAUUGAUAUGGUGAUUGCGGGCGUUGACGGGGGAAGAACGAAUUGCAACGGGGAGGCGGAGACAGGGGAGCAGGCAUGUGAAAGAUGUAACACACCGAGCAAGGGAGUCUGGCAAGAUUUGAUUGCAGAUGACGAUGAGGGGUAUGGUGAAGACGAUUCUUCCGGGUUCGAGGAGGAGAUCCACAGAGAAGAGACACUGGAUGCAGGACAACCAGGCGUGGUCAUUGCGGAAUUCGAAUCAUACGAUGUAGAUGUCGUAUUUCAAGAUGAAAAUCAGGAAACCUUCGACUACCUAGAAAGCAGUCUUGAAGACGAAGACUACGGGCAUGGGCCGUACGGCAAUGAUGAUGUCGACGAUGAUGUCUGCGGCGUGGAUACUAACUACUAUAAGAAGUUUGUGCACAGCUUUGGUGCGGUUGCAGCCCCACUAUUGUUGAAGGAGGCAGUGUCAGAAUGGGACAAAGACUGCACAUCAUCCCUCCAUAAGUUGAAGAAGUUGCUGAUAGAAAACCCAAAGGAGGUGUUUUAUGUGAGGAGCAUUGAGCUUGAGCUCUCAGUAAAGGAGGAGGAGGAGGAGGAGGAGGAGGAGGAGGAGGAGGAGGAGGAAGGGAGGCAAAGGAGGAGGAGGAGGAGGAGGAGGAGGAGGAGGAGGAGAGACAUGGACUCUGAGAGGCUUGGAGAGAUUUCUGCAGUGGCAAACGAUGACGUAGAGCUUGGGCUGAGGAAUCUUAUUCUUCACACUGAUGUGGCUGAUGGGACUCAGCAAUUGCAAAGGAGUGCUCCAUCAAGAGUCCCACGAGCGAGCUGCUCUGCUCGUCAGCGGAAGCCGAACAGUGGGUCAAGCAUGAGCAUUGCUAGGCCCACUGACGAUUGCCCUUUCGACAGUCUUCCUGAUGUGCUGAUUGUGAGCAUACUCGAGAAGAUCAGUGAGAACAAUUGUGCGAAAGCGAUUGCUCAAUGCGCGCUGGUCUGCAAGCGGUUUUCCCAGCUCGUAUGGCAGGUCCCAGCUCUGACGUUUACAGGGAAGAUCCGGCACCCGUGCUACAGCUCGCAAGCCCAAGAGGACAAGCUGUUUGUAGAAGUCGUUACGCGGACAGUUCUGAAGACGAAGUCCUUGAGGAGCCUUAAAGUCACUCAAUCGCCCGGAAUCUUCGGCUCGGAGGUUCUGGAUCGGAUCUUAUCUCAUGCAGGUCCCUGGCUAGAGGAGUUGAGCCUGGAAGUGGGUACAAGCGCUGGCGAAAUUGCCAUCUUGUCCUUGGAGGUCCUCCUGAGGAGAUGUCAGUCCCUCCGAAAACUCUACGUAUCGAUUCAAGAUCUGUAUAUUCAGGGCAUCUCGGUCAGCGAGGAUGUGACUCGGAUUGCGCUUGUGAGCAAUCGCAUAGAUGAGGAGAAGUGGGAGGAGUACACAAGCUCAGAAUCUUUGCUCAGUUUGCGAGGGGGGGGUAGUGCAAUGUGUAAAAGCCUGCGUCAUCUGGAGGUCUGGGGAAUGCUAUCCGGCUUCACUGGCUUGGGAGGUACGCAGCUGGUGGUUGCAGAGCCUCUCCCUUGUUUUCACGUCUUGCUCUCACUGUUCCCGAAUCUGGAAACACUUGCGAUUGGCCUUCAGGAUGGCACCGCCGAGAAUGCGUCGAUAGAAAUCACAUCCUUACCGAAGCUCAGAGAGUUGACGGUGUCGGCAGCGACUAUGACGCCGCAAGGAGCGUCGUUUGCCUUCAUCGACUCGUUGAUUGUGGAUGCGCCGUGGUUGUCGACAAUCGACGUCAACGGUGUGCGCUUCGUCUCGAUCAAAGGUAAGGUGGACAUAGAUUCGUUAAAAGUCGCAGCUAUUUGUCACUGCAACAGCAGGCUCCCGAGCCCCAACUUCGAUGGCGGUCCUGAUAUUCAACUUGACGAAGCGGUGAAGAUCCGCUCCCUUGUUCUAUUCCGGACGACCAGCAAUUGGUUAUCGCAGCAUGAUCUUCCAUCCGGAUGGACGUGGUGGAGGCUGAAGUCGAUACUGAAUGAGACGUUGCCUGCGGGGCUCAAGGACCUUGUGCUGAAGGAUCUUCCCAUAUGUGCUAUCACCCCAGCGCAAUUGUCCGUCCCUUGCAACAGAGUUAUUGACACGCUGCUUGCCGAUACGAACUUUGCAGGAGCAAGUUUUGCGGAGUCGACCCUCAAUUUUGCUUCUUUGUCGGCGAGCGAUCUUGCCGCGUGUAGCUGUUUCCAGCAUUUGCAUCAUUUGGAGAUUCACGGGUUCUCGCUAAUCAGCUUUGUGAUGCGACCAGACCUUAUGUCGGAAUCAGGCGCACGAGGCUCCAACAGCAGCGCCAGGUCAGAUGGGCGUGCCGGUGUGCUGCAUGCGCCAAAGCUGCAAACGGUGGUGUUGCAAAUAGAAGGGGAGGCAAUGCGAUGGGUUACACCACGCAUUUGGCCAUUGCUCAACGCGUUUUUGGCUGGAUGCCCGAAGCUUGAGGAGCUCAUGGUGAGAGUGGACCGCUUCAGGCCGUUCAGGGGGGUUGACGAAAGCUACAGUGCUCUGGACAAGGGCGUAAGGGAGCUGGCGAAAAAGUAUGGUGAGAACGUAAUGAAACUCUCCGUUGAUUUCAUGAUGAAGAAUGGACAGAUAUACUACGACGAUGAAGACGAGGACAGAUGGCACGAUGAAGACUUCUACGAAACGGUGGAUUACGAUGGGAUCAUGCCGGAAACUGAUGGGACGACAGAUGUCGAUGACUACGAAGCUGCGGACGCAUAUCAAGUAGCAGAUGUAGGCGAGGGAAUUGGGGCCAUUGAUGUAGGUGAGGGAAGUCGGGUCAAUGAUGAUGGAAAUGACAAUGACGAUGGCGAUGAUGAUGACGACGACGAUGCUGACGAAGACUUUCUUACGGGUACCUGUUAUGGCCUGACCCGAGAUGCGGCCAGUGCAGAUGACCACAUUGGGAUUCCAGAAGACGUGGACGUAACCGAACAAGCGAGUGUUUAUUCGCCAAGAUCCCCCAUAUAUGAUUACGAGGAUGAUGAUGGUGACGAAGACUUUCUUACGGUUAACUGUGAUGAUGGCGUGAUGUACUCGGAUGCUGCCAGUGCAGAUGAUCACAGUGAAAUUGAGGAUUUGGAUGCAACCGAACAAGUGAGCGAGUAUAUGUCACCGGCGCCCAGAUACUUGUUUGAUGGUCAUCGAUGUGUGAGCUCGAGGAGUCUUGCGACCACAUUCGUUGAAUCUGAUUCCCAAGAUGACAUGUAUGAAGACUACAGCAUUGGACAUGGUUCAGAUGUCCUCCUUGGGAACUGUGGAUCAUCUGAUGCGCUGUCGUGUUUGGGAAGCGGUAGCAGACAGGGACAGCUUGCCCAUCGGGACGGAGACCUGGAUGGGUAUGUUCGCACGGAGGAAGAGAGGGAUCUUGUAGAGGAUAGCGACUACGAGAUCUUCGAGGACUUCGAUGCUGUGGACGAGCUCGUCGUCCCGCAAAUGAGCAUUGAUAUGGUGAUUGCGGGCGUUGACGGGGGAAGAACGAAUUGCAACGGGGAGGCGGAGACAGGGGAGCAGGCAUGUGAAAGAUGUAACACACCGAGCAAGGGAGUCUGGCAAGAUUUGAUUGCAGAUGACGAUGAGGGGUAUGGUGAAGACGAUUCUUCCGGGUUCGAGGAGGAGAUCCACAGAGAAGAGACACUGGAUGCAGGACAACCAGGCGUGGUCAUUGCGGAAUUCGAAUCAUACGAUGUAGAUGUCGUAUUUCAAGAUGAAAAUCAGGAAACCUUCGACUACCUAGAAAGCAGUCUUGAAGACGAAGACUACGGGCAUGGGCCGUACGGCAAUGAUGAUGUCGACGAUGAUGUCUGCGGCGUGGAUAAUGUUCUCUGCAUUGCGUUUGAACAACUUCCGCUACUUGCUCUUCGCUGAUACUUUGGCGCAAUGACUCGUUAUUUUUGUGACAAUGUACAUAAUCCCUACAUGAGGCAUACUAUAGCUAGUUGAUCUGCUGUGUAAACUCCCUCCUAAUCCGAUAGAAACGUCUGUGAAAGCAAGAGAAUGUAGGUAUAGCGAUAUAAAUGACUUCUGAGGAAGGAUGCCAGAAAGUCAGUUACGAGGAGGGAGGUUGGAUUUUGUGUGAUAAUGUGAUUCCUAUAAUUUUCUAUCCUGAUGAAAUUAAUCACGUGGCACGUGGUAGGUGAUCUGUACAAUAUAGAAUGCACUACCGACUAUGAUAUAGUAGAGAUAUUCCUAUAUAUGGGAUGGGAUGGGAUGGGUGUUGAUAACCGGAUGGAGAAAAAUGCCAAGCGAUUGGGAGAGAGAGAACGGGAGACGAACGGGAGAGGAAGACAAGAAGGAAGCGGUGUAUGUGAGCAAAGACCCUAGUGGAAAACGAAGCGCAGCUGCUGAGUGGAGCAGCAAAUGUCGCCGCUGUUGGGGGAGAAGCUCAUAGUGUCUUUUUUUUUUUGGGUUUCUUGACAGUUCUAUAGUGAUAGAAACCUGUUAAGAAGCUUAGCUAUGGAAUAGAAGACCUCUCCUUGGCAAAUGGAUCAAAUGGAGGGCAUCUUUUUUAUAGUUGGGUAUUGUAACUAUUGUUAUACCCAACCAUGGAAGGCCACUUCCUUGACAAUGUUUGGCCUCAAGUCUUUGCGAUAAAGGUAUUGUGAAUUUGUCACAAAAAAAGACUUGACGGAAGGUGUUGAACAGCAAAUAGAGGUGUUGGAUGGUGACAGAAGGGCGCGGCCGAGCACACACAGCGAGCAGAUGGAAGACCAAAGCCGGCCCCGCAUGGCAUCAGGAGGUAGCAUCCAGCAGACGACGUUUGAUGUGUGCAAAGGGUAAACGCAGGUUAACCAUUGGCAGAGAUUAACACGAUGACGACUCAAAGAAAUAUGUUGCCACGCCAUCUUGAGCAGGGUCCAUCUUACGGUGCACACGGAGAGAGAGAGAGAGAGAGAGAGAGAGAGAGAGAGAGAGAGAGAGGCUCGCUAGAUGUACAUUCAACUCAACCACAGUGGUGUGAGGCAAGUGGCAAAAGCUCUUCUAGAUGGGAUCGAGGCUGUGCUGGGUUGCUAUGCCCAAGUGCUCAGAUCAAUCAUAUGUUGAUGGAGCUUUUCCGCAAUUUAUCUUGGCGGUGAUUCAGGGGCACGCGCAUACAGAGCAAGAGCCACAGGGGAGAGAGAGAGAGAGAGAGAGAGAGAGAGAGAGAGAGAGAGAGAGAGAGAGAGAGAGAGAGAGAGAGAGAGAGAGAGAGAGAGAGAGAGAGAGAGAGAGAGAGAGAGAGAGAGAGAGAGAGAGAGAGAGUCACAGGGAUGACUGUGACUGGUGAGAGGCCAGUGCAAGGUGAAUGAUGAAGACGUGUUGGAGAGAGAAUGAUGUAGCUAGGUGAUUCUUCCUUCAGGUGGAUUUACCUCACAGUAUUCUGAGUGUUCACAGUACUCUCGUUGUGAACGAGGACUCAAGGAGGAUUGUAUGUAAGGGGAUAUGACAGUGUUGCUUUCGU